Tarenaya hassleriana is the source of this 3245-nucleotide messenger RNA. Its product is annotated as protein NLP7-like. The coding region runs from base 98 to 2887 and encodes 929 amino acids. Gene Ontology annotation, molecular function: DNA-binding transcription factor activity; protein binding. The record is from RefSeq and is a predicted model, not a curated record. The transcript has 5 exons. NCBI's taxonomy places the organism in Eukaryota, Viridiplantae, Streptophyta, Magnoliopsida, Brassicales, Cleomaceae.
AUUUUGACCUUUCUCCUCCUCCUCCUCUAUCCAAAACGAAAUAUCAACGACGAGAAUUCUCUUGCAGGCGAUAUCUUUCCCUGAAGGUCCCGGAAAAAUGUGCGAGCCUGAUGAAGACUGCACCAGAAAUGGCGCCAUUCCUCCGCCGACGAGGCUUCGGGAGCUGCUGAUGGAUUUGGAUGAUCUGGAUCUCGACGGCUCCUGGCGGUUGGAUCAGAUCCCCUACCUCUCCUCGUCGAACCACUUCUUUUCUCCUCUCGUCGUCUCCUCUUCCUCCGAGCUGCCUUGUUCGCCUCUAUGGGCGUUCUCCGACGGCGGAGGAACCGCCGCCGUUCCCGACGAGAAGCUCAGCCCCGCCUCCGGUGUUCCUCCUUUCCGUCUCGCCGAUUAUCCUAUCUUUCUUCCUUGUGCUGCUUCGUCCAUGGCUGAGAAUACAGCAGAAAACGGUAACAGCGUCCCGUUUCCUUCUCCAUUAAUGGGUCUGGUCCCUCCAGAGAACACAGACAACUACUGUGUCAUCAAAGAGAGGAUGACCCAGGCGCUUCGCUACUUCAAAGAAUCAACGGAGCAGCACGUCCUGGCUCAGGUCUGGGCUCCCGUGAUAAAGAACGGUCGUGAACUUCUGACGACUUUGGGUCAACCCUUUGUUCUUAAUCCUAACGGUAAUGGGCUUAACCAAUACAGGAUGAUCUCUCUCACAUAUAUGUUUUCUGUGGAUAGUGAAAGCGACAUAGAGCUUGGACUCCCUGGUCGCGUUUAUCGCCAGAAAUUGCCCGAAUGGACCCCAAAUGUUCAGUACUAUUCCAGCAGAGAAUUCUCGCGUCUUGAUCAUGCCUUGCACUAUAACGUGCGCGGUACCCUGGCCUUGCCCGUCUUUAAUCCCUCUGGUCAAUCCUGCAUUGGUGUUGUGGAGCUUAUCAUGACCUCCGAGAAGAUACACUAUGCCCCUGAAGUGGACAGAGUUUGCAAAGCCCUCGAGGCGGUGAAUCUGAAAAGCUCUGAAAUACUUGACCACCAAACCACUCAGAUAUGUAACGAGGGCCGUCAAAACGCACUGGCUGAGAUUCUGGAGAUACUGACAGUUGUAUGCGAGACCUACAAGCUUCCUCUGGCUCAAACCUGGGUUCCAUGCCAGCACCGGAGUGUUCUUGCCAACGGUGGCGGUCUAAAGAAAUCAUGCACCAGCUUCGACGGCAGCUGCAUGGGCCAAGUCUGCAUGUCCACAACUGACGUGGCCUGCUACGUUGUGGAUGCUCACGUCUGGGGAUUCAGAGACGCCUGCCUUGAACACCACCUCCAGAAAGGCCAGGGUGUUGCAGGACGUGCCUUCCUGAACCGUAGCUCGUGUUUUUGCCGAGAUGUCACCAAGUUCUGCAAGACCCAGUACCCACUGGUCCACUAUGCGCUCAUGUUCAAGUUAACCAGUUGUUUUGCCAUUUGUCUGCAGAGCUCUCACACGGGCGAUGACGAUUACAUUCUCGAGUUCUUCCUUCCUCCAUCCAUUACAGACGAAACCAAGCAAGAUUCCCUUUUGGGUUCUCUGUUGGCGACUAUGAAACUGUAUUUUCAAAACCUGAGGGUUGCUUCUGGGAUUUCUUUCGGUGAAGAAGCUGAUGAAGUGUCUGUUGAAUUCAUCAAAGCGUUACCAGAUAAGAAGAUCAAUUCGAGAAUUGAACGUAUUCGAGUAUCCUCUGGUUUUGCAUCAAAUGUCGGGGAGAUGCGGUUGAAUCCUCAGCCGGUGGUUCCUUCUUCCGAGCCAGCGAAAGAGAUGGGUAACAUGGCCGGUGAUAAUGGCAAGAAAAAACCAGAGAGAAAACGUGGGAAAACAGAAAAAACAAUCAGUCUAGAUGUUCUUCAGCAGUAUUUCACUGGUAGUCUCAAAGACGCUGCCAAGAGCCUCGGAGUUUGCCCGACGACAAUGAAGCGAAUCUGCAGGCAACAUGGAAUCUCACGGUGGCCAUCUCGGAAGAUCAAGAAGGUGAAUCGUUCGAUCACGAAGUUGAAACGCGUCAUCGAAUCUGUUCAAGGCACGGAUGGAUCCCUCGACCUUACUUCCAUGGCCGUCGGUUCCAUACCUUGGACAAAUGGCCAGACCACGGCCCAGCCGCUCAACUCACACAGCGGUGACGACAAAGAGCCUGAGCUAUCAAAGAACAACGGCUCGAUUGGUCACAGUCCUCACGAGCCACACGGUUCCCCGGAAUUACCUAUCAACGGCUGCAAACGGUCACGGACCAGGGAUGAGAGCGUCGGGACCCCGACCUCUCACGGAUCUUGCGGAUGUAGCCCCCGUGAUGACACGAAAUCCCUGAAUCAAGAACCAAUUUUCACCGUCGGUUCAUCACCCGGGCUACCAUUUCAACAGUGUUUGAGAGAUCUCGAUGUAUCUGCAGCAUCUUUUUCUAUGCCUUUCCGGGGAAUUCCGAUCGAAGAUGCCGGAAGUUUCAAAGAUCUGAGAAACCUCUGCCCUUCUGCAGCGGCGGAGGAGAAGCUUCAAGAAUCAAACUGGCUAAACAAUGGCAACAUCAUCUGCCAUCCUCCGAAAGAAGAGGGAAUGGGAAUCGCUCGUGUACCGUCACGAUCAGAUAUGAGAAGUGUAACCAUCAAAGCAAUUUACAAAGAAGACAUCAUACGGUUCAGAAUAUCGUCGAGCUCGGGAUUAAUGGAGCUGAAGGAGGAAGUCACGAAAAGGCUGAAACAGGACGCGGGUACGUUCGAUAUAAAGUACCUAGACGAUGAUAACGAAUGGGUUUUGAUCGCUUGCGACGCUGAUCUUCAAGAAUGUCUCGAUGUCUCGAGAUCCUCCGGUAGCAAUAACGUACGGCUCCUGGUUCACGACGUGACGAUGAAUCUCGGCAGCUCCUGUGAGAGCACCGGAGAAUUGUGACCAGAACUGGUUAUGUCUCUUGUAGAUAUCUAUCUGUUGAAAGAAUAUGUAGGGGUUUUUUUUUGUUUUCUUGGGGCUGAAGAAAAGAUUUGGAAGCUCCUUAGGUUUAGGGUUUUUCAACAGGUUAUAAAUCUUUUGUUUUGUAUGUGAGAGAAUGAUACAAAUAACUACCAACUGUAAACUACCCCCCCCCCUCCCUAACUUUUGUUCUUUCACUGUCCCCUUCUUCCCUCUGUGCUCUUUGUAAGGGGGGGGAGCUGGAUUUUGUCUUUAUGGUUAGUGUUGUUUGUGAUUUGUAUUUUUUGGUAACAUGCUGUAAUCUUAGCAAUUAUAGUUAGUUAGUAAAGUCUUGCCUAUA